AUGCAAAGCCUUUGGCUUUCUUAUGUCGCUCCUCAUAGCCCUGAACUUCUUCAACUGUCAUCGAAACAAUUAGCCAAAAAGAAGAUUUGUAUCAGGCAUUUCGAACAUCAAUAUCUUGAUGGCUUCACGAGGAAAUACCACGGUUAUCCUACUCUACUGACUGAAGAAGAAAUAGCUUGUGGAGUACCCAGUCAAUCCAUCACUGACUAUUAUGAUCAUACUUACUGUAAAAGAAGGCAAGGUAUGGAAGAAGCAGCUCCUGAAAUAAUUAAAAAGCCAAAAUAUAGUAAAGAAUACAUGCUGGUUAAUUUAGAUAAUUCACAAAAUAGUAAAAGAGAAAAUACUGGAGAGACUUCUGUGUCAGAUGACAUCACCAUGUUGUCAAAGCCAUCAACUUCUCAGCAAAGUUAUUACAUCUCCAUGUCGCCAAAACCAUCAACUUCUCAGCAAAGUUAUGAUGUCCCCAUUUCACCAAAGCCAUCGACAAUUCAACACAGUGAUAAAAACAAAUGUAUUAAGCUUGUAAAAAGUAGACCUCGACUUGUAACCAAUAUUAACAACUUAACUCCAAGAUGUCGAAGGUUGUACUUUAAGUGUAAAGAUAUGAUUAAAAGAAAGAGAUUGUUUACAAGUAAUGAAGAUAACAAACAAAACAUUGCUCAUGCAGAAAUUCUUAGCAAUACCAAAAGUUUUAGAAAAUUAAUAGAAAAGUUAGAUUUCUUCCCAAAACAGUUUAUAGCAUUGCAGCUGAGGUUUGCUGGUAAAGCUUCAAAAGGAAGAAGGUAUAAUAUUGAUGAAAAAUUAAUGAGCAUUGCGCUGUAUAAACAGAGCCCUAAGGGGUAUUCCCUUCUACAAAAAUUAUUCUCUUUACCAACCAAAAGAACUCUGAAUAGAGUUUUACAAAAUAUUAAAUUUGGAGAAGGUAUAAAUGAAAACUUUUUUGCAAUUUUAAAACAAAAAAUCAAAACAUUGAGUAAUGCAAAAAAACUGUGCAGCAUUGUUUUUGAUGAAGUUCAGUUAUCUGCACAUUUGAAUUUUAUUGCAAGCAAUGAUGAAAUUGAGGGGUUUGUAAAAGCAGAUGGGCCCCCAAAAUUUGCUGACCAUGCUUUGGUAGUGAUGCUCAGAGGUAUUUGUGCAUCAUGGCGACAACCAGUCGCUUACUAUUUUUGCCAAGGAACUACACCAGCAGCUACUUUGAAACAUAUUUUAAAGGAUAUGGUUAAGAUAGUAAUCGAAUCUGGAUUAAAGCCUUUAGCCUUCAUUUGUGACCAGGGAGCUACAUCACAGCGUGCUCUUAAAGAUCUUCAAGAAGAGACUAAGAGACACUGUUUUCAAAAUAAUAUAAAAUUUGGUAAGCUUAAAAAAUAA
Parnassius apollo (apollo) is the source of this 1368-nucleotide messenger RNA. NCBI's taxonomy places the organism in Eukaryota, Metazoa, Arthropoda, Insecta, Lepidoptera, Papilionidae. The record is from the annotation of a GenBank genome assembly.